Messenger RNA from Perca flavescens (yellow perch), 1260 nucleotides. Its product is annotated as homeobox protein HMX3. The transcript is spliced from 2 exons. The record is from RefSeq and is a predicted model, not a curated record. Bases 139 to 939 code for a protein of 266 amino acids. Lineage: Eukaryota; Metazoa; Chordata; Actinopteri; Perciformes; Percidae. Gene Ontology annotation, biological process: regulation of transcription by RNA polymerase II. Gene Ontology annotation, molecular function: DNA-binding transcription factor activity, RNA polymerase II-specific; RNA polymerase II transcription regulatory region sequence-specific DNA binding. Gene Ontology annotation, cellular component: nucleus.
CGGCAGUGUGUGCUCAGUGGCUGCUGCUAUGGUGCGUAGAGCAUCGAGACGUUAGUGGUCAUAUUAACGUCCCGGGUUAGAGUGAACGGCGAGUAGAGUCGCGGAAGUAAACAACAAAGGACUGAAGCUUUGGAGAAUAUGAACAAAGUGGACGCACCAUGCCGACCCGCCGCCUCUCUCAAAUUCACCAUUGACAGCAUCCUCAAUCUCAAGACAAGCGGGAGGAACUGUGACAGUUGUCACCCCGCCGGACUGCGGGAUGAUUCGGCCACGGCGACGCUUAAAGACGGUUUCCAGAGCGCGCACGAGGAGCACGUAGGCCAGCAGCGGCGUGACCCGGGUAGCAGGCUUAACGAGAAAGAGUUGAUCACGGACUGCAACGGAGCGACGGAUUCGGUGAUCAUCAGCCGCGGAGACCCGAAGACAGCGGCGGCGGAGGUGCGCUUCGAGAGCGGGGACAGCAGCUGCGACGACAGCAGUUCCACCACCACGGCCGCGGACACCCAGAAAGGAGGCAGCCCUGCCAAGAAGAGCAAAAUGAUAACGAAAAAGAAGACGCGCACUAUUUUCUCCAAGAGACAGAUUUUCCAGUUGGAGUCUACCUUCGACAUGAAACGCUAUCUGAGCAGCGCGGAGCGCGCGUGCCUCGCCAGUUCCCUCCAGCUCACGGAGACCCAGGUGAAAAUAUGGUUUCAGAACCGCAGGAAUAAAUUGAAACGGCAAAUCUCGACCGAAAUCGACGGACCUGUUACCGAUUUCCCUGAGACUGGAAAGCCCGUGGUGGUGGGGCAGCUGCCGGCCUUGUAUAAAGAGAGUAGCCUUCUGGGGAGAUGCCUGCUUCCCAUGCCUCUGCCCGUUGUGUACCCGGGGAGUAGCACGCCUUACCUCUGCUUCACAAACGCCAGCAAGUACUUCAGCCUGUAUGACGGGGACGUAUGAUGCUUUCAUUCCUUCCCAACGUGAAAGAGACACUUUUUUGGUGGUCUGUUGCCAAGUUUCAAGCAUUUAAGGUGUUUAGAUGGUGGGCCGGAGCUGCGGCCCUUACCGUUUAUCAGGACUGCAAGUACAACGACAGAGGAGUAGUUACAUAUCACUUACAAAAUAAGCUGGAUCGGUAUUAUUUAUUUUUCAGUCAAAGCUAUGGCUUUUUUUAUGGAGCUGAUUGACACUAAACCUGCUAGAGUAACACAGCCUUUUUUAUUUUUUUUAUUUUUGGAAAUAGCAGGCUAAGCUAAUGAUAGCCCGAGGGGGGCCUAAAAC